Molecule: messenger RNA, 1698 nt
Organism: Phymastichus coffea
Lineage: Eukaryota; Metazoa; Arthropoda; Insecta; Hymenoptera; Eulophidae
Gene: xit
Product: probable dolichyl pyrophosphate Glc1Man9GlcNAc2 alpha-1,3-glucosyltransferase
Exons: 7
Coding region: 95-1678 (527 amino acids)
Biological process (GO): protein N-linked glycosylation
Cellular component (GO): endoplasmic reticulum membrane
Molecular function (GO): dolichyl pyrophosphate Glc1Man9GlcNAc2 alpha-1,3-glucosyltransferase activity
Source: RefSeq, a predicted model, not a curated record
GUAUUAUCGUGUGGUGGUCUGGUGGAUGAAGCAGCAUUUUAUGACCGCGUAGUUAAACUAACCAGUUUUCUAACCUAAAAAAUAUUUUUUUUUAAUGUUCAAAAUGCCAAAUCUAUUAAAGAAAUGUGAUAUUCAUAAAACUACACCUGUAGGAAUAGAUAAAAUAUAUUGUGAUAAAGUUUUAAUUAUGAUUUUCAUUCUAAUCACGUGCAUCAAAGCUCUUUUAAUCCCAACAUACCAUUCUACAGAUUUUGAAGUUCAUAGAAAUUGGCUAGCAAUCACUCACAGUUUAGCGGUAACCGAAUGGUAUACAAAUAAUAAAUCACAAUGGACAUUAGACUACCCACCAUUCUUUGCUUGGUUCGAGUAUGCGUUGAGCACAGUAGCUUAUUAUGUUGAUCCAAACAUGUUGAAAAUUGACAAUUUUAACUAUGCCUCUCACAAAACAAAGUUAUUUCAACGUUCAACUGUCAUUUUUAUGGAUAUAGUUUAUGUUUUCGGUGUAAGAGAAGCAGGUUACACUUUUUGUAAAACUAAUCAAAGCUUUUUAAUGCUGGCAUUGUUUUCUCUGUGUAAUAUAGGAUUGCUUGUUAUUGAUCACAUACACUUUCAGUACAAUGGGUUUCUUCUCGGCAUAUUACUUAUAUCGAUAGCAAAAGCAGCUAAAAUAAACACAGAGAAUGAAGUUUUACUUGGAGCUAUAUUUUUUACAAUAUUGUUGAAUUUGAAACAUCUCUAUUUGUAUGUUGCACCAGCAUUUGGUGUUUGGCUCUUAAAAAGCUAUUGUUUCAAAAAUAGAUAUUUUGUGUUUAGACUAGUAAAAUUAAGUAUAAUUGUGAUUUUCAUAACAUUCCUGUCUUUUGGGCCAUUUAUGAGUCAAUUACCACAGGUUUUGUCUAGAUUAUUUCCUUUCAAAAGGGGAUUGCUGCAUUCAUAUUGGGCUGCUAAUGCAUGGAGUCUAUAUGCAGGUGUUGACAAAUUAUUGAUUGUGAUAUGGAAAAAAUUAGGAUGGUUAGAUAACAUUAAAAUAGGUUCAAUGACUGGUGGUUUGGUGCAAGAGGAUUCUUUCACAAUUCUCCCAACACCAACACCAUUCACCACGUUUCUCAUCACGUUUAUAUCCAUGAUUCCAGCUUUAUGGAAUUUAAUUUUUUCUAAAAAUAAGUAUUUGUCAAAAAAAUUCGUAAGAUGUAUUGUUUUGUGUGGACUGAGUUCAUUUCUGUUUGGUUGGCAUGUACAUGAAAAAGCUAUUCUUACUGCUAUCAUACCAUUAUGUAUUCUUGCUGCAACUGAUGCAAAAGAUAGUAGGGUAUUUACUCUACUAAGCUCAGCAGGCCAUACAUCACUUUUUCCUCUAUUGUAUCCAAUAGAACUAUCAGGAUUAAAAUUUGUUUUGUGGUUCACGUAUUUGAUUAUGCUUGCAUCUCUACUGCAAGAACAAUUUAAAUCAACAAUUUUACCUGACUAUGAAUUAUCUUAUAUAGCAGCUCUUCCUCUGAUUACAUUGUAUGACAUUGUAAUUCAUAAGAUAAUUUUCGGUGAUAAAUUACCAUUUUUACCAUUAGCAUUAACAUCUAUUUACUGUGCACUUGGAGUUAGCUACUCAUACCUUAUUUAUUAUUAUGAAUAUCUGCAUGAUAAUAAAAAGACAAACAAUAAACAAAAAAAAAUUAGAUAAACAUAAUAUUAAUAAGAUUG